Coccidioides immitis RS is the source of this 1281-nucleotide messenger RNA. RefSeq lists its product as uncharacterized. The record is from RefSeq and is a predicted model, not a curated record. The transcript is spliced from 4 exons. Bases 513 to 1097 code for a protein of 194 amino acids. NCBI's taxonomy places the organism in Eukaryota, Fungi, Ascomycota, Eurotiomycetes, Onygenales, Onygenaceae.
GUGAAUGUCCGCUGCAAUCAAAGGUCUAAGAUAUGCUACAUCACAAUUGGAUAUUUAGCGACUAUCAACAACCCCUCGAGAAGUCUGGCUCAACGGCCAAAUGCUACUGAGCUAUGAAACAUUGCGGAAUGGUAUGGAGUCCAACAGCCCAGCAGUCCGGACUCAGACGGUCAUUGGCGAGAUCCUCGGCCGUCGAGGACAAAGGGCGAUAACGCUAUCGUCACUUCAUCUCCUCACCAGCUGCACUGAGACACACCAGAAGCUGUACGAAAGGUCGUAGAGGGCCUGUUAUAUGUUUUUUCGGUCAUUAUCACUCUAUGCCGUGGUUAGUUGCAAGCAAUGCUAUGCAUCUCUAGCGGUAGUGUUUCUCAAGAAGCAUCGUGGUGAUAUAGUUAUAACGCUUCCCUCGUUCACCUUAAUCCCUCAAAAUCAAAUCUCCUGACUCACUUCUUGCGGGAUUUUCUGUCCUUAUAUUGGACGUUUUAAAAGCAAAAACAUGUCUGUGCUCGUCCAUGACAUCGAAAUCACUCCACCAGGUCAAUGGCGCCUCACUAACCUUUCCCCGUGGGGAGAGCUAUUUCUCACCGACGAUGUGCUUCGAGGUCCAGGAUGGAUCAAAUAUCCCAGCGAUAAUUGGAUCCCGCCGAGAAAAUGACGCCUGGGGAGAUCUGAAGUUUGGUUCCACUAUCCAGAGAGAUACUCCAAGCUUCAUCUCCACGAUCGAUGGGAAGCUUGAGGGUAUAAAUAUUGCGAGCAUGUCUCCCCUCGAGAAGGAGAACAAGGGAGGAAAUCAUCAUCGCAACAGGACAAACAGUGCAUUCAGCCCAUUCAGCCCAUACCUGAUCGCUCUCACUCUCACCGCCAGCGUUAGCGCCAAGGUGACUGGUGGAAAUUGGGAAAACUUCCCCAAGUACCCAAAUGACCCCAUGAUCACAGAGGGGCCACUUCGUGAAUGUAAAGGCCCAUACGCUCCCCUGAGCGGCAUGUGUGGCAGCGGCCCUGACCCGAGGGAGGCCUUCGCUGCCAUAUAUCCCUUUUCGGCCGUGGAUCUGGAUAUUAUCAAGGGAGAUGGAAAGAUUAGGGGGCACGCGGGAUGAUGGGGAAUACAAGCUGGGCUUUCGAUCCCUGCCAGAAGUUAUUAUGUCUGCUAUGCCCGUCAGGAAUGGAGGGGUGAUUUCUCUUCUCAGUCUCUUGAUUUUCGUCUGUAUGUUACGGAGUACUCCGUAGAUAGUUACCAGAACAAAGAGUCUUCCCAGCCAACCUUUUGACCGAUCCAAAAAA